Molecule: messenger RNA, 1161 nt
Organism: Symbiodinium sp. CCMP2592
Lineage: Eukaryota; Dinophyceae; Suessiales; Symbiodiniaceae
Source: the annotation of a GenBank genome assembly
AUGGCGAAUCGCGAUGGCUUCCAGCCAUGUAUCAUGGACACAGGGGCGCCUGCGCCUAUGCCCCACUGGGAGAGGAACCUGGUGAUCUUGGCCUUGGUCGUGCAUGUACUUGAUGUUGGCUCUGAUUUGUGUGUGGCUGUGCUGUUCUUGGCACAUGGGCAGUGGGCCUUUCUCUUCGGCGCCGGAGGAGUGAUCAUUUGGGCAUGGCUUGUCUCGAGCCUGUAUAUCUCCUUCGGAGGUGGAGCACCUGCCGGCGAUAUCGACCACGACUCAGGUGUGGCGGAGCGCCUACCGAGCUUCUUCCUGAACUUUGUCCAGGUCCAGAUCUUCGCAGAAGCAUACGGUUGCAUUUGGCACAAUGGCGAUACGGACUACUUCCACACAUUGCGGUUGAUGGAGGCCAUUUUGGAGUCCGCGCCGAAUUCGCUGGUUCAGCUGUAUGCUUUGGUCAUCUGGGCUAUCCCGGGUGGCCUUGAGACGGAGGGUGCCGUGGCACUGCUGCAGGCCUCGGUGUUCUCCUCCUUCGUCUCGGUGGGGCUGGGGCUGGCCAUGUGGGAGCAGAAGGUGCAGUUUCGCACUUCCGCCGGAUAUGUUGCCACAGUAGCAGUCAUGCGAUCCUUCGAGAUUGCUGCGCGGUCUGCCACCCUUGCAGUGUUCUCCGGGCUCACGCAUCCUCAUGGUUUCUUCUGGUCCCUCGCAGCGGACUAUGGCAUCAUGCUUUUCCUCAUCGUGCGACACCAGUCGGUUCAGUUCACUUACGGCCUCUUCGUGGCUUUGCCCUUGGUCCUGGUCAGCUUAGAACCCUUGGUCUGGAGGCGUGAGGACCACGCAGUGCCAAAGGACUCCUACUACCUGGUCCGUGUUGCUGAGUUUGUGGUGAUGUGGCUGGUUAUCCUCCACAAACAGGCGAACACCGAGGGUGAGGAGUCUUCCGUGCUCGGUUGCGAGAUCUUGGCCCUCUUCAGCAUGCUCGGUCUCUUUGUCACGUUGCCCUUCGUGUGGCGGACUGCGCGACAGUAUGAACUCUGCCGCGAUGUGGCAGACUGGGCCGAGGAGGACGAGGGGGUGAAAGAAGCUAUGAACGAUGGCGAAUACUAUUCCGGCUCAGAUGACAGCCUGGAUGAUCGCGGGAGACGUGACGAAGAGCUGCCGCCUGAGUGA